AUGGCCAACAGCUCUUUUCGUGGGUCCAAACAUGGCCGCCGUGCCGAGGCCAACCAUGACACAGAGUUUAGCUGCUCGUUGCAGGAGCUGCGGUCGCUCAUGGAGCUGAGAGGAGCCGAGGCGCUGACCCGGAUCCAGGAGUCCUACGGAGACGUUAACGGACUCUGUGCCAGACUCAGGACUUCACCUGUCGAAGGUUUAGAUGGAAACUCAGAGGACAUCGACAGAAGGAAAGAGGAGUUUGGACAGAACAUCAUCCCUCCUAAAAAGCCAAAAACCUUUGUGCAGUUAGUGUGGGAAGCCCUGCAGGACGUCACGCUCAUCAUCCUGGAGGUGGCUGCCAUCAUUUCACUCGGCCUUUCUUUCUACAGACCGCCAGACGCUGAGAGACAGAACUGCGGCUCGGCGGCGGGCGGCGUGGAGGACGAGGGCGAGGCAGACACCGGCUGGAUCGAAGGCGCCGCCAUCUUGCUGUCGGUGGUUUGCGUCGUCCUGGUAACGGCGUUUAACGACUGGAGCAAAGAGAAGCAGUUCCGCGGCCUCCAGAGCCGCAUCGAGCAGGAGCAGAAGUUCACCGUGGUGCGAGGGGGGCAAGUCGUCCAGAUCAAAGUGUCCGAGAUCGUCGCCGGUGACAUCGCACAAGUGAAAUAUGGUGACCUCCUCCCCGCCGACGGCGUCCUGAUUCAGGGCAACGAUCUGAAGAUCGACGAGAGCUCUCUGACCGGAGAGUCGGAUCAUGUCAAGAAGAGUGUGGACAAAGAUCCCAUGUUGCUUUCAGGGACUCAUGUGAUGGAGGGCUCUGGGAAGAUGGUGGUUACUGGUGUGGGGGUGAACUCUCAGACUGGGAUCAUCUUCAAGCUGCUGGGAGCCAGUGAGGAUGGAGACGGUGACAGCGAGGACGAGAAAAAGAAGAAAGAUAAGAAGAAAGAGGACCGCAAGAAGAAAGAGAAGAAGGACAAGAAAAGGAGGAAGGAAAGGAAGGAAGGAAAGGAGGGAGGAAGGAAGAAGGAAGAAAAAGAGGAAGGGAAAAAGAAGGACGGACCCACCGUGGAGAUGGAGCCUCUCAACGAGGACGGAGAACCAGAGAAGAAGAAGUCGAAUCUUCCCAAGAAGGAGAAGUCAGUCCUCCAGGGGAAGCUGACCAAACUGGCAGUGCAGAUCGGUAAAGCAGGUCUCUUCAUGUCAGCUCUCACCGUCCUCAUCCUCAUCACUCGCUUCAUGAUCGAUACCUUCUGGAUCCAGGGAGUCCCCUGGGCCAGCGAGUGUCUCCCCAUCUACAUUCAGUUCCUGGUCAAGUUCUUCAUCAUCGGUGUGACUGUGCUGGUGGUGGCCGUCCCUGAAGGUCUUCCUCUGGCCGUCACCAUCUCUCUGGCUUAUUCUGUCAAGAAAAUGAUGAAAGACAACAACCUGGUCCGCCACCUGGACGCCUGCGAGACGAUGGGAAACGCCACGGCCAUCUGCUCCGACAAGACGGGAACGCUCACCAUGAACCGCAUGACGGUGGUGCAGGUCUACAUGGCAGGACACCACUACAAGAAGGUGCCGCAGUCAGACCUGAUCCACGCCAAGAUCCUGGAAUUGCUCGUGUUGGGCAUCGGGGUCAACUGCGCCUACACCACCAAGAUUAUGCCUCCAGAGAAGGAGGGCGGGCUUCCCCGCCAGAUAGGAAACAAGACUGAAUGUGCCUUACUGGGAUUCGCCCUGGACCUGCACCGAGACUACCAGUCCAUCCGCAACGAGAUCCCCGAGGAGAAACUGUUCAAGGUGUACACCUUCAACUCUGUAAGGAAGUCCAUGAGCACCGUGCUGAAGAACUACGACGGCAGCUACCGAAUGUUCAGCAAAGGCGCCUCUGAGAUCCUGCUCAGGAAGUGCUGUAAGAUCCUGACGGCCAGCGGCGAGGUCAAAGCCUUCAAAUCUCGGGACAGAGACGAUCUGGUGACGAAGGUGAUCGAGCCGAUGGCGUCUGAGGGCCUGAGGACCAUCUGCCUUGCUUACAGAGACUUCCCCUCCGCUGACGGAGAGCCGGACUGGGACGACGAGGGCCAAAUCCUGACCGGCCUCACCUGCAUCGCUGUGGUCGGCAUCGAGGACCCUGUGCGACCCGAGGUACCAGACGCCAUCAGAAAGUGCCAGCGGGCCGGGAUCACUGUCCGCAUGGUGACCGGAGACAACAUCAACACGGCCCGUGCCAUCGCCUCCAAAUGUGGCAUCCUGCAGCCUGGAGACGACUUCCUGUGUCUGGAGGGGAAAGAGUUUAACCGACGGAUCCACAACGAUCAGGGAGAGAUUGAACAGGAGCGUAUCGAUAAGAUUUGGCCAAAGCUGAGAGUCCUGGCUAGAUCGUCUCCAACGGACAAACACACUCUGGUUAAAGGUAUCAUCGACAGCACGGUGCUGGAGCAGAGACAGGUCGUCGCGGUAACCGGAGACGGGACAAAUGAUGGACCCGCCCUCAAGAAGGCGGAUGUCGGCUUCGCCAUGGGCAUCGCGGGGACGGACGUGGCGAAGGAAGCGUCUGACAUCAUCCUGACGGACGAUAACUUCAGCAGCAUCGUGAAGGCCGUGAUGUGGGGCAGGAACGUCUACGACAGCAUCUCCAAGUUCCUGCAGUUCCAGCUCACCGUCAACGUGGUCGCCGUCAUCGUGGCGUUCACCGGAGCCUGCAUCACCCAGGACUCCCCCCUGAAGGCGGUGCAGAUGUUGUGGGUGAACCUGAUCAUGGACACGUUUGCGUCUCUGGCUCUGGCCACCGAGCCUCCGACCGAAGCUCUGCUGCUCAGGAACCCGUACGGACGCAACAAGCCGCUCAUCUCCAGAACCAUGAUGAAGAACAUCCUGGGACACGGAGUCUACCAGCUCACCGUCAUCUUCACGCUGCUGUUCGCUGGUGAGAGGAUUUUCGACAUAGACAGCGGGAGGAACGCCCCCCUUCACGCGCCUCCCUCGGAGCACUACACCAUCGUCUUCAACACCUUCGUCCUCAUGCAGCUUUUCAACGAGCUCAACGCCCGAAAGAUCCACGGAGAGAGAAACGUGUUCGAGGGCGUCUUCAACAACCCCAUCUUCUGCUCCAUCGUCUUUGGAACCUUCCUCAUACAGUUCUUCAUCGUACAGUUUGGAGGGAAGCCGUUCAGCUGUGUCAGUCUGACACCGGAACAUUGGCUGUGGUGCGUCUUCCUGGGAGUCGGCAGCCUGCUGUGGGGACAGCUGGUGUCCAGCGUUCCCACCAGCUGGCUGAAGUUCCUGAAGACGGCGGGACACGGGACGCAGCGGGAGGAGAUUCCUGAGGAGGAGCUGGAGGAGAUGAAGGACCUGGACGAGAUCGACCACGCUGAGAUGGAGAUGAGGAGAGGACAGGUGCUCUGGUGCCGAGGCCUGGGACGCAUCCAGACACAGAUCCGGGUGGUGAACGCCUUCAGGGACACCAUGUCUCCGUAUGAAGGUCUGGAGACUCCGGAGUCUCGCAGUUCGAUCCAUAACUUCAUGAGUCAGCCGGAGUUCCGCAUCGAGGAGUCGGAGCCUCAGAUCCCGCUGAUCGACGAGGCGGACGGCGAGGACGACGCUCCCACCAAACGAAACUCCGUCUACAUCCCGCCGCCGCUGACCUCGCUGCCGCCUCUGCAGUUGCCGGGCAACCAGAACAACAACGCCAUGGACCGCGUGGCGCCGCUGCAGAAGGACGGCUCCAGGUCCGGUCUGCCGCCGUGUCCCGGGAGCCCGCUGCACAGCCUGGAGACCUCGCUAUAA
This is a messenger RNA of Scomber japonicus (chub mackerel), 3750 nucleotides long. It is a transcript of the gene atp2b1b, whose product is annotated as ATPase plasma membrane Ca2+ transporting 1b. Gene Ontology annotation, cellular component: membrane; intracellular membrane-bounded organelle. The transcript has 20 exons. The record is from RefSeq and is a predicted model, not a curated record. Bases 1 to 3750 code for a protein of 1249 amino acids. Lineage: Eukaryota; Metazoa; Chordata; Actinopteri; Scombriformes; Scombridae. Gene Ontology annotation, biological process: calcium ion transmembrane transport; regulation of cytosolic calcium ion concentration. Gene Ontology annotation, molecular function: ATP hydrolysis activity; PDZ domain binding; ATP binding.